Molecule: messenger RNA, 2318 nt
Organism: Puntigrus tetrazona (Sumatra barb)
Lineage: Eukaryota; Metazoa; Chordata; Actinopteri; Cypriniformes; Cyprinidae
Gene: fkbp8
Product: FKBP prolyl isomerase 8
Molecular function (GO): protein binding; peptidyl-prolyl cis-trans isomerase activity
Source: RefSeq, a predicted model, not a curated record
AACGACCUUGACUUUGCGACUUUUAUUUUGUACUUGUCGGGGUUGACCGUUGACCUUUACCCGGAAGUUGCACAGAUUGAUCUUGUUUUGUUGUUAAAGUUGUUGCUGCGCAGCUCGGUGUGGGUUUCCUUUCCCAUUGCGAUGGCCGACGGCGAGCUCGUGAACGGCUCUGCAGAACACCAGGAGGUGGCGCCCUCGGCUAAGAAACCAGGACGUGCCUCGCUGCUGGAUAGCGGGGAAGACUUCACAAUGCUGGACGACGUGGAGGACGACGUGGACGACGACCUCCCGCCGUUAGAAGAUGCAGGCGGAGGAAAGAAGAAAGACAGUCCGGCCAAAGACCACACACGAGCAGACCGAGCUCCUUCUGUAGAACAGGAAGAGUGGCUGGAUGUUUUAGGAAAUGGGCAGCUUAGAAAGAAAGUUGUGGAAGCCGGAGCUGGUCCAGACAGCAGACCCCAGAGAGGCCAAAACGUCACGAUUAAUCUUAAAACCAGUCUCACUGAAGGAACCGUGGUGGAAGAGCUGCCAAACCUAUCUUUUACGCUCGGUGAUGGGGACGUUCUCCAGGCUCUGGAUCUUACUGUACAGCUGAUGGAAAUGGGUGAAAAGGCGCUGAUUGAAGCAGGCGCUAAAUACUCACACGGUGCCCUUGGCAGCUCCACUCCUGCUGUUCCUCCUGACGCUGAUCUCCUCCUGGAGGUGCAGCUGAUGUCAGCAGACGACGCCCCAGACGUGGAGCUCAUGCCGCCCUCGGAGCGAAUCGGUUUGGCCAACAGGAAGCGGGAGCGUGGAAACGUCCACUACCAGCGCGCCGACUACGCCUUCGCCGUCAACUCGUACGGGAUCGCCCUCCAGAUCACCGAAGCCACUUCCAGAGUGGACAUCAGUCAAGAAGAAGAGGAAGAGCUUAUGGACAUGAAGGUGAAAUGUCUCAACAACAUGGCCGCUGCUCAGCUCAAGCUAGACCACUAUGAAGCCGCGCUGCGCUCCUGCGUCUCUGUCCUGGUGCAUCAGCCCGACAACGUCAAAGCACUGUUCCGCAAAGGCAAGGUCCUGGCUCUGCAGGGCGAGUAUGCUGAAGCCAUUAAAACACUGAAAAGGGCCUUGAAGUUGGAGCCCAGUAAUAAGACCAUCCAUGCUGAGCUGUCGAAGCUUGUGAAGAAACACUCUGAGCAGAAAGGAGCCGAACAGGCCAUGUAUAAAAAGAUGCUGGGUAACCCGACGAACGCCAGCCUGCAGAAACGCCGUGGCAAGUCCUCAUGGAGUCUCAGCUGGAAGUGGCUUUUCGGGGCUACGGCGGUCGCGAUUGGCGGUGUAGCUUUAUCGGUCGUCAUCGCAGCUAGAAAUUAACCGUAAUUCACCAUGAUGGGACGGACGACGCGGUGCUGAAGACCCAGAGGGCCCCAGACACCCUGCUGACCUUCAUACAAAAAAAAAAAAAAUUGUAAUUGAAAGUAGAAUUCUGUUGCUGUCCAUCGCACAGUUAGAGGUUUUAAACGGCGUUCGCUUUUUACUUUCAGUGCAUGAAAGAUGAGCUGGGGAUAACGAGAUGUGAGAAAUGUAUAAUUCCUAUUUAUGUACAGAGACGUUCCUAGUUAUAAUUAAGAAAUUUAUUGAUGUACAGAAUGGCGCUCUCUUCGGGUUGCUGGACGCGGUCGUGUUUCGCCACAGAACUCUUCCAACUGCAUUCGUGAAGUUCUGUGAUCUCGUUUCGGUGAACUGAAACUUGCUUGCGUGAACGUUCAAGAACAUGAUUGUACACUUUUUCUUUUGCAGUCUCUACAGGUGUCUGACGCUAAAGAAAAACAACACUAUUUCAAAAGUCCUUGCACUGAUGCGGUACGUUACUGGUUUCCCCCCCCCCACGCUUUCUUCUCCUUUAUAGGCUCCAAAAUAUCACUGGAAUCGGCUGCCGGUUCCUCGAAUGAUGUUCCCAGAGUUUCGUGACCGGAACGCUGCAGGGAAGGUCACACUGACCUCUUUUUUUCGCUUUAUUUUUCAGUUAAUUUCACAUUAUUUAUUUAGGAAAGAACAGACAUGUGUCCGUUUUUUUUUUUAAUCCUCACGAUCCUCAAGUCGGUUGUCUCAGUUCCCCGUUCCAAUUUUUGUAGUAUUGGUUACUUCCGACAUUCCCUUUAAGGUUGUUUUUGUAUAUCCUAUAAUAAACUUUUGCACUUUCUGUUCAUGUGGUUGAAAAUGAAGUGAAUUCUUGAAGAGGCGUAGAUGCCAGAGCUACUGUAGGAACUCUAGAUCUGCGUUUCCUGAAGGAAACAUACAUGUGGUUGAAAGGUAAUAAAAGUGAACGUGUUAAUGGA